Molecule: messenger RNA, 1584 nt
Organism: Kalmanozyma brasiliensis GHG001
Lineage: Eukaryota; Fungi; Basidiomycota; Ustilaginomycetes; Ustilaginales
Product: Forkhead-associated (FHA) domain protein
Exons: 1
Coding region: 1-1584 (527 amino acids)
Molecular function (GO): protein binding
Source: RefSeq, a predicted model, not a curated record
AUGUCCUUGUUCGCGUCCGCUUGCGGUCUCGAGCUCGUGUGGGUCAACCCGUCAUCCGAAGGUGCUUCCGAGAAGAACGCUCCCGAUCCUGAGCGCUACCGGGUGAUCCGCAUCCCGGCUGGCCAUAGCAAGAUCAUCUCCCGCUCCAGCUCGCCCACCGUCGCCGACUUGAUCAACGAUCUGGACGACAAGAUCUGCUUUGAAGCUGCCAAGGUUGUCUCUCGUGAGCACGCCACCAUCGAGUGGAUCGAUCGUGUUCCGUUCAUCAAAGAUCUUGGCUCCACGCACGGUACCUUCGUCGCUCACAGGCGGGCUUACACUCUCUCGUCGGGCAGAUUCGCCGAAGAAAACGCCCUCGCUCCCUCCAGACGAAUCGAAGGCAUUGAGCCGCUCAGAGACGGCGACUUGAUCGAGUUCGGCAGGACCACCGUUCGUCCCGAGAGGGCUCACUUCCCAGUCCGUUGCUACCUGCGCCUUGCCUCGCAGCGCGCUUCUUCUUCACCGAACGUACCAAUCAAGAAGCCCGGCGUCUACGGCCUCACGGACGACUCCUUCGACUCUGAAUCGGACAUUGUCAGCAUCGAUGCUGAUGCUUUCCGUGCCACCGCUGCGACCAAGACUCAUGCACCUCAAGAGGUGGUCGACCUGACCAGCGAGGAUGAAGAUGAAGGCGAACGUCACGACCCUGUCUUUAAAGCCUCAGCAGAGCCAAUCCCGACCAUGCCUGCUUCGUCGCUGCCUCCCGCCACCGAGUGCAACGAUCCGCCGAUCCCGGGGCACGAUGUCAUUGUCAGCUACGACGAGGAAAGUUCUGCCAGCGACUCCGACGAAAGCGUCGACCCCUACGACAUUACGCCCGUUGCGCCUUUGCGCGACGAGAUUCAAGCCCUGAUUCGCGAGGCGCGCGAAGCUCAAAACCAGGGCGACCUCUACAUGGAAUCGUACAAGACGAUCCAGUGCGAGUCUCCCGCUACUUCGAUCGGAGGCGACUCUCCCAUUCGCGAAAAGGCAAAGGAAAGGGACAGCGAACAGGCUCGCGACGUGUCGCCCUCUCACAUGCUCAUCAAGGACGCGACAGUCCCUUGUGCCUCCGCUGCUUCGGUCCCUUCCUCUUCGGCCUCUACCACCGCCGUCGUGCCUGAGCUUUUCGUUCAGGGAUCCGCUCAGAUCCUUUCAGAAAGCUCGCCUCUGAAGCGCAAGGCAGACAGUAUGGACGCCCAGGUCGCUCAGGCUCCCGUCGACGCUACACAGGUCGACGCAACCCAGGCUGACGCGACUCACGUUGACCAGACUCAGGCUGACAUUGUGCUCAUCAGCGAGAAGCAACCCGCUCAAGGCGAUCCGGAGCCGCACUCGCCCAACAAGAAGACGCGACUGUCGCCUGUCGGACAGCAGCAAGAACGGGUGCAGCCGCACAACGAAGACAGAACUCCGAACAGAGCGCGCAAGGUUGGAAACUUCGUAGCGAAGGCGGUUCACACCACGAGCCUCCUCUCCGUUGGCUUCCUCGCUGGCUCACUCUUCACAUUCAAGAGCAUGAUGAAUGCUGCUGCGACCGCCAACGCUGCUGGGUCCGGCAAGUAA